AUGGACAAUAUCAUCGCCCAGGAGGCACGACUGCGCUGUCGCUACAAUCAACUCACCAAUACCGCGGGUGUUGCACCGGGAUAUUUACAGGCAAAUCUUUUGGUACUUCCGUCAAAAUAUGCUGCGGAUUUCCAUGAUUUGUGUUUGCGCAACCCAGUUCCUUGUCCCCUACUGGGAAUGACCGCUGCUCCUGGGGACCCAAGUACCGUUCGACCGGCAGAGUGUAUUCGGUCUGAAGAUUUUGAUAUUCGGACGGAUUUCCCCAAAUAUCGAGUAUAUUCAGACGGGAAGUGCAUUGAGAGUCGUCGUGACUUGUCCGAUGUAUGGACUAAGGAUCAUGUGGGCUUUUUGAUCGGGUGCUCCUUCUCAUUUGAGGAUGCCCUGACGGCGGCAGGGUUGCCACCGCGGCACCAAAAGACUGGAACAAUAGUGUCAAUGUACCGAUCGAACAUUCCCUUAUUACCCGCCGGAAUAUUCACUGGCGGCCACUGUAUUGUAUCCAUGCGACCGUAUCGUCCGGAGCACAUCGAAAGAGUGAGGGAGAUCACUCGGGCCUAUCUGUCGACGCAUGGAGAGCCUGUCGCCUGGGGAUGGGAUGGUGCAAAACAACUGGGAAUUCUUGAUGUGGCAAAGCCAGACUUUGGAGAGCCACAAAGAUUCGACGAGGGCGAAGUUCCUGUGUUCUGGGCCUGUGGAGUUACACCUCAAAUUGCUGUUGAAGCAGCAAGUAAUAAAAUUGAAGGCCUGGUCUUUGCCCAUGAGCCCGGCCACAUGCUAGUCACGGAUUGGACAGCAGAAGAUCUGCAGAAACUCAAGCCUGGAAGAAUUUAG
Messenger RNA from Penicillium samsonianum, 831 nucleotides. Its product is annotated as DUF1445 domain protein. The coding region runs from base 1 to 831 and encodes 276 amino acids. Gene Ontology annotation, molecular function: D-glutamate cyclase activity. Lineage: Eukaryota; Fungi; Ascomycota; Eurotiomycetes; Eurotiales; Aspergillaceae. The transcript has 2 exons. Gene Ontology annotation, biological process: glutamate metabolic process. The record is from RefSeq and is a predicted model, not a curated record.